This is a messenger RNA of Brachypodium distachyon (stiff brome), 2340 nucleotides long. RefSeq names its product serine/arginine-rich splicing factor 4. The coding region runs from base 122 to 1894 and encodes 590 amino acids. The record is from RefSeq and is a predicted model, not a curated record. The transcript has 3 exons. Lineage: Eukaryota; Viridiplantae; Streptophyta; Magnoliopsida; Poales; Poaceae.
CACACACACAACAUAAAAGGAAGGAGUCCGUCAGAGACUGAGACAGCCAAAGCCCAAAUCCAUCCAGCCAGACAGCCAGGGCCGGCCCUCUCUGCUUCUUCUUCUUCGGAGCCGCCGCCUGAUGAAGAGCAGAGCCGCCAAGAAGCCCGCCGCCGACGAGGAUGAGGCCAGGUCCAAGAAGGUCCGAUCCUCGCGCGGCGGCAAGCGCCGGCGUGGCCGCUCUUCGUCCCCAUCCGGCUCCAGCUCCGGUUCCCCACCCCGCAAGCGCUCCAAGAAGCCUUCCUCCAAGAAGAUUGUCGACAAGAAGAGCAAGAAGAACAAGGGUGCUAGUCGCAGACGCCGCCGUAGCCCGAGCCUGAGCCGCAGCCCCAGUAGCCCUUCGUCGGCGUCCAGGAGCCGAUCCCACCGCAGCAGACGCCAUAGCAGCAGCAGCAGUGCCUCUGAGAGGUCAGUGAGCCCGCCGCCCAGGAGCUGCUCCGGAGAUGCUAGGAAGAGAAAGGGAAGGGACAGAGACAAGGACCGGAAGAGGAGACGGGUGCGGAGAUCGAGGAGCCACUCGAGCAGUUCAGCUCAUAGUGACAGUAGCCGGGGCAGAAACAGGAGCAGGAGCAAGAGUAAGAGCAGGAAGCAGAGGGCCCGCGGCAUGAGGGAUGAUGCUGGUAGAGACAGGAUUGCACAAGACUAUGACAAUCGCCAUGCUUCUCGGACCGAGAAGAACUCUAUCGAGGAUGUUGAUAGGGAUGAUGAAGUGGUUGCUGUUGCCUUGAAGGGGAUUGAUGGUUAUGGGAAGAAUGUGGAGUUGGAGAAGAUGGAGAGCCCACCUUCCAAAGGUUCUAAUGAAACAGGUGAGAUCUCAUCUCCCAAGGAUGCUAAUGAAACGGGUGAGAUCUCAUCUCCCAAGGAUGCUAAUGAAACGGACAAGGUCUUACCUGCUGGUGGUGGAAUCCCAGAGGCCGAGGAGGAUCUGGAGCUCAUUCUCAGGCAGAGAGCUCUUGAGAACUUCAAGAAAUUUAGGGGAGCUGCGGCAAUGCCAGGCAAGACAGAUAGCAAUAGUACAGGGAAGGGAGUAUUGUCAGAUAUUCCCCAGAAUACUGUCACAAAAAUAUCUGAAGGAAGGUGUGCUGCUGCCCCUUCUCAGAGGCAGGAAAACAGUCGUGGAGAUAGCCACUCUGCUGGGUCACCUGAAUUAGAAGAUUUUGAGAACCGUGAAACUCCUUGGAAGCAAGAAACGAGUCAUGGGGAUAGAUCACCUAGAACACUCAAGGAUGGUGAUACUAGUGCCCCGACUCAACAGCAGGGAAGCAGGCUAGAAACGAUCCGUUCAACUUCUCGUAUCAUGUCACAGGAUGGUAGGAAUGGUGGUAGUGUAAUGCAAAGGCUGGGAGGCACUCCAACGAGUUCAAGUAGUGUAAAGCAAAGGUUAGGCAUCAGCACAGGGGUGAGACCUGCACAAGCCACACCCAGAAUUAGAUCAGUUGUGAGCAUACCCAUCAGGGAAGGACUUGAUGGCAGUACCUCUAUAAUGACCCCUAUGGCUCAUGAGAAUCCUGCCCCUGUUGAUAGCAGUAGUGAAGUCAGGCAUCCUCCAGUUGAAACUAACAAGCUUGAAGGAACCAAUGGAGAAGAUAGAAACAUGGGUGAAGCUUCAGCUCCUGAGAGUUCUGCUUUGUUGUUGACUGACGAGGGCAAGAGCCAGGUUGCCACUGACGAGGACAAGGGUCAGGCUGUGACUGACGAGUGCAAGGGCCAGGCCGGGAACGUGGACAAAGAUGGAUCUCAGUUUGAGAAAAGGACGUUCUCCAGGAUGCAUGAAGGAGAGACGGUGCAGGUCAGCUACAAAGUCUACAUACCCACGACAAGCCCGCGCCUUGCAAGGAGGAAGCUGCAGCGCUGAAGGCGUCAAAGAUGGAUCACCAUCUAUUCGUUAAUCCUACUAUCCACAUUUCGGUCACAUAGUUGGACACACUCUUUCUUUUUCCUGUAGCUUGAACCAGCGAAACACACACGACUAAUACGAAUCCUGCCCGUGUUGAGAUUGCUUCAUACUGCUACAGUUUUGCGGCUUGAUAGUAAACCCAGACAGUAGCCCGGAUACUUUAAGGAAACAUGAUACAAUUGUUGUUCCGCAGCAAUAAAUGGCUGUUUUUUUAUUCGUUUGUCAAAUCAAUUUCCUGAACAGCAAACCAUAAUCUUUGUGUGGCAAAUCUAUGAACUCCAUGCACUUGGAUUCUUGUAACCAGUAAAAAAAACCCUGUCUUGGAUGCUCAUGCUGUGACGAUACAAUGUACUGGCUGCUAUGCUUCAGAGAAAUAUCGGAUUAUGCGGCUCUGUACUUUAAAA